AUGCCGACUUCAGUACCGGCUGCGCCUGCCGCCUGCCCUCCUAAUCGUCAAAAACCUGCUCGGACGCGCACGAAAAAACGUGUGGUCAAGCUUGAUGAACAGCACGGCAUUGCCGCGGCGCGAAUUUUCAUGGACGAGAUUGGGUGCCUUGUAUCCCCCGUCUUUGAGUCUCCAGUGUGCACGCAGUGCGGUCAUGUCCUGAGAGGCAGGGUGACGCAUCAUCUGUUCAAAAAGCACCAUGUGCGGUGCAGCCAAGAAGAUAUUGAUGCAGCCAUGGCACUCCUGCGCCCGCUGCAGCCCGAGGAGCCACCGAUCGACCUUGGGGCAGAAUCUGAGCCUCGUAUGCCCAUUGAAGGCAUCCCCAUUCUGGACGGUGUGGGGUGCCCCCUGUGUCAGGCAUGCUUCACGACAAAAGGCAGUCUGUGGAAUCACAUCGUAGCUGAGCAUCCCGACGAACCAGAGGCCAAGCAGCCGCCUCGACGAGUCAAGCUGCAAAAGCCGCUGCGCGGUGCUGGAGCCCGCUGUGUCGAGGUCAUUGUCGAAGAAAGCCACGACGCCUCGGCAGCCGAUGUCAGCGAAAACGAAGAGGAGCUCGAGGAGCAGCAGCGGUUCAAGCAGUUUAUCUCAAGCGCCCAGGCCAUGGCCUCAGAGGCCGAGGAGAAGCGCUGCCCGCACGGCGUUCACCAGAUGCAUCCGUUCUACGACAGCGUGGGCAUGACGCUGGUCAUCAACGAGCUGAAGCCAGAGCGUAUGGUCGAACUGGGCCACAACACACCGUCGGCACUCCUCGAGUCGGGCAUGCAUGAGCUAUUCUGGACGGCCUACGAGCAGCUCUCGGAUCAGGGCCUGGCCGCCGCUGCGGUGACGCGUCUGUUUGACGACAAUGAAGGGCAGUAUCGGCAUCGCCCCAUGCGGCAAGUACAGCCGCAAACCGUCAGCAGCCAGCGCAUGAGCAUGGCACGAACAGCGAGCGUGGCCGAGGGGCAGGCUGGAGUCGACGUCGAUAUCCGAGCCGAUGGCGACGUGACGGACGAGACGCUGCGCACCAUUGUCUGUCGAGGCAUUGAGCUCAAUGUGGAGGAGCUCGGGGCCGCAUUGGAGCAGAUGCGCAAAGACAUGACGGAAAUAUUGGACAAGCAACUCUUGCUGGACUCACGCCUGCGGAAAGAUUACGAGAAAGAAUAUGAGCGGCUGCGAUUGAAGGAGGAUCGGACCAACAGGGUCAAGAACUGGUGGGUGGGCCAUGGCAGUCCAGCCGAGAACGUGCUGUUUGAUCACAUUGGCCAGACCCCGAGUCUGCGGCAAGAGUUUAUCCAAACGGAGCAUGGGCCCGGUGGCGAGCUGACCUUUCGAGAGGACAGGGUGCGGACAUGGCUCCUAUAUGUGUGCAGGUUCAACGAGCUAGCACUCACCUACACGCACAUUGCCGGAGAUCGCAAGCGCAGCAUAGCCGAGUUGACCGCGAACCAAGAAGCAUUGGAAGCUCGCUAUCCCAUCAGCUGGAACCCGGUGACUGACCUCUCACCCGAGGCAAACGGGCGUAUCAUCAUGAACACGAGGGCCGAGCAUGACGUACCCUACAUGACCCAGCUGGCCAAGCAGGCGAGCAUCUCGUGGGGCCACAGUUUCAACAGCCAAGAACAGUUGGACCUGGCCGCGGCCAUUGACCAGCACCGGCCGGAGGAUGGAUGGCUGAUUGUUGUUGCACCGACAGGCAUGGGCAAAACAUUUUGUACCCUGCCCAAGCUGGGCUGUCGCCCGCAUGCCGGUACGGUGCUGUGGAUUGUGCCGUUUGUGGCCGUGGCCAACGAUUUAUUGCGGCGACUUCAAGGCGCAGGUCACAGUGCCCAGCGAUGGCUUGGUCCCUCUACACAGGUGGCAGAUGGCCUGGACGUGCUCAUCGUUACGACCGACAUGUUUGUCCGCGUGGGAUCUGAAUCCCUACACGGGAAGGUCUGCUUUCAGCACAUCCGCACCGUGGUGAUGGACGAGGCGCACACCCUCAUCUCGGAUGCCAGCUACCGAGAUGUGAUGGACGAAGUCGCAGCCAGUGUGGGUUCUGGCGGAUGGACCAACAUCAAACGCGUGGCGUUGACGGGCACACUUUGCAUCGGGGACCAGGAGCAUCUGUUUCGGAAGCUGGGGCAGCAAGUCGGGGGCAAGGUGUACCGUCUGGAGACGAUGCGUCGCGAUCUGCAGCUGCGUGUGCUUCACGGAAACCAGCUAAACUUUUUGUCGCAUGUGCAAGCCAUUGUGGACACGCGGGUGAUGCGUCAGGCGAAUGGGGAGCGUGUGCACAUGAUGGUCUUUUGUGACACCGUGAACGAGGUGAAGCUGCUGUGUGACCAGCUGCACGCAUACGGCUACGUGGCCUUGCCCUACUACACCGACCUGGAGGAGAAGGCGCAAAAGGACCAUGUGGCACAGUGGCAACGGGGUGAAUGCGACGUCAUUGUGGCCACCAGCUGCCUCAGCACGGGUGUGGAUCUGCUCACCAUUCGCCACGUGUUGUGGUAUGGCAACGGCUACAACGUCUAUACGCUGGCCCAGGACACGGCUGCGGUGGCGACAAAUGCAGGGCCAAUGACGGAUGCUGCUGUGCCACGGAUACAGACGAGUGAUGCUUGGAUUGGUGAGGCAGAUACAGCAUCCAUGUCGGUGCCAGCUUCACCCAUGGUCUCUGAUGCUAAUGACGAGGCGCCUUUACAGCAAGAGGCGCGUGGCCCGGUGCAAACCACGAUGGCAGAGGACGAGAGCACGCCACAGCCAGUCAUGCAGUCAGCAGCACAGCCAACCCCCACGAAACACGCGCCAACCCCGUCGGCCUCGAUCAUUUGCGUGCCAGUACCAUCGGCCUCGGGUUCAACCUCCUCUCCGACGCGAUCGGCUGCAAGCUCAGCCUCGGGUACACUGCGGCGUAAGCGAGUGCCGCUGGCAGCUGAAAGUACAUGUACCCCUGGGUCUGACGAUCAUAACAACGUUGGCAACAGCAUCGCUACCAGCCCUGCUCCCUCAACAUCCAAGCGAACGGCAUCGGAUGUCACGUGCACAGGUGCUGCUUCUUUAACAGCGGCGCAAGCAGCAGAGUCGCGUCUUCCCGCAGCAAAACGAGCAGCAUCGAGUGAUGCGCGCACCGCCACCGUUGCCGCUACUGCUACCACUCGCUCUGAAGCCACGGUAUCUGCUGCAGCUACGCCACCGAAUCGGCACAACGUCGCGCCAAUAUUUCGGUCGAAAUCGGGGACCAAAAAAAAAUAUCUGAUGAACUACGCGGCGGCUGACAAGUUUAUUGGCGUUCUGAAGUUGAUGGAUGAUUACUGCAUGCGAUGUACCAUUCGACAGGCGAAACCCGUGCUGAAGGCUGGGCAUCAAUGCGUAUCUAAUCGUGUUUGUGAGCGGUGUCACUUCAAAGGACAUGAAGCAAGCAAAUGUUUCGUGGGCUUCGCAUACCCCGACAGAGCCUGUUGCUACGCUUGUGGAAUGCCAAAGGGGAUUCGUGGAUGUAAAACAUGGGAUCACCUUUGCAGGCAGUCUCAAGGACUGGAUUCGGGCCUGAGCUGUCUCCUCCUUUAUUCGGACUGUCAUUCGGGGCUGCGCGACCUGUCCCAGCGGAUGGGCUACAACUUGAGGGAAAGGACAUUGAAGGAUAUAAAAACGCGCGACUUGUUUGUCAAGUGGCUGUACUCGUCCGGUCCUUGUCCAUUUCCAGGGGAUGGGCAUUGGCGUCUUGUGGAAUUUGUGUUUGAAAGUGCGAGGGUCCUGCUUCCCUGUGCGGCGGAAGCCCAAGUCGGCCCCCUCGACAGUUUUCGUUAA
Messenger RNA from Monosiga brevicollis MX1, 3813 nucleotides. RefSeq lists its product as uncharacterized. The transcript has 4 exons. NCBI's taxonomy places the organism in Eukaryota, Choanoflagellata, Craspedida, Salpingoecidae. Gene Ontology annotation, molecular function: ATP binding; nucleic acid binding. Bases 1 to 3813 code for a protein of 1270 amino acids. The record is from RefSeq and is a predicted model, not a curated record.